AUGGGCGUCUUUCUGCCCAUCAUUGCCGUAUUUGCCACGGCAGCGUCAAUGUGCAUGGUGCUGUCGCCUGUCAUUACCGUCGGCAAUAUGCGCGCCGCCAAUUCGGUUGGCGUCGGGACAAUCACUUUCUUUUGUGCGCAGCUCCUCAACUGCAGCGUGUGGGCCAUGUACGGCGUCCAAACCAUUAGCUUACCGGUGAUUAUCUGCAACACAGUGGGCUCUGCCACUGCCGUGUACUGCAUCCUGACGUUCCUGGCAGUGGCCCGCAUGCAGGAGAAGGCGGGGCAUGUGCUCAGUUCAACGAGCUAUCGCUCCUCGCUGAAUUCCGCGAUAUUCACCGCAUUUCUAAUUAUUCUUUUCAUGCUGUUACUUCUCUAUCUCAUUAAUUGUGCCAACUGGAGCUCUACUGCACAGCUGAACGGCAUCCUGGGCGGGUGCUGUAGCGUCUUUAUGCUGAGCUCGCCCCUCGGCAUGACGAAGGUCAUCAUCAGGGAAAAAAACGCCGAGCCGCUGCAACCGGAGACCGUCAGUUUCGCAACGUUGAAUAGCGUUCUGUGGGUGCUGUAUGGUCUUUUGAAGUUCGAUAUGUACAUCACGAUUCCCAAUGUGCUCUGCACCCUGGCGUGCAGCUUCCAGGUCUUCCUGCUCGUGCGGUACGGCCGCCGCACGGCACAGCGCCUCCACAUCGCCGAGGCGCUUUCGCCGGUUCCCGUCGACUAG
Leishmania braziliensis MHOM/BR/75/M2904 is the source of this 720-nucleotide messenger RNA. RefSeq lists its product as hypothetical. Gene Ontology annotation, molecular function: sugar transmembrane transporter activity. The record is from RefSeq and is a predicted model, not a curated record. Gene Ontology annotation, cellular component: membrane. NCBI's taxonomy places the organism in Eukaryota, Euglenozoa, Kinetoplastea, Trypanosomatida, Trypanosomatidae. The transcript has a single exon. Bases 1 to 720 code for a protein of 239 amino acids. Gene Ontology annotation, biological process: carbohydrate transport.